Molecule: messenger RNA, 641 nt
Organism: Durotheca rogersii
Lineage: Eukaryota; Fungi; Ascomycota; Sordariomycetes; Xylariales; Xylariaceae
Exons: 2
Coding region: 102-515 (137 amino acids)
Source: RefSeq, a predicted model, not a curated record
CUACGCCACGGCCAUGGGGGCUUUGGAGAGGAGACGCGUUUGCGGAGGGGUGUAAGACAUAGGUACAUACACCACACGUACACACGGGCGGCGGAUGCGCGAUGCUCAUCGCCUUGCUCCCCCGGCUGCGGCGCGUUUUGUUGCUUCGCGGUCCCUUGGCGGUCAGCACAGGGCAAGCCAUAGACAGCGAUGACCCAAUGGCGUCGGGUAUCACAGUUGGGGAUGGGGUCACGGCCGGGCCAGGAAGGGAGAGCGUUGCGACGAUCGAGAAACCAUCACUUUCCGACGACCCUGGUCCAGCAGCCAAUGGAAGCGCCUCCCAGCACCCUGGAAGCCCUGCGCCAGCUCGUUCCGGUUCACGCGGGCUGCGACAGAAGAGGGGGGGGGAGCGGGCAACUUGGCCGGGGGAACGGGCAGACGGGGGUCUGCCAAGUAAACCGACAAAACGACCCUCUUCCCUCAAUGUUGCAAGAUUUGCCUACCUGUGGAUGUACAGGCCAAUAAGUAUAAGCUGAUAGCAUCUACAUCUACAUACACAUUUGUAGAUUGGCAGCUAUUAGAACCUACAGAGUAGGUAAAUGUAUUGAGGUAUAUUGAAGGGGUUCGAGCUGGGAGUCGUUUCUCCUUUCUCAGUAGGCAAG